Messenger RNA from Liolophura sinensis, 2891 nucleotides. RefSeq names its product transcription factor TFIIIB component B'' homolog. The transcript has 11 exons. Gene Ontology annotation, cellular component: transcription factor TFIIIB complex. Bases 22 to 2601 code for a protein of 859 amino acids. NCBI's taxonomy places the organism in Eukaryota, Metazoa, Mollusca, Polyplacophora, Chitonida, Chitonidae. Gene Ontology annotation, molecular function: TFIIIC-class transcription factor complex binding. Gene Ontology annotation, biological process: RNA polymerase III preinitiation complex assembly. The record is from RefSeq and is a predicted model, not a curated record.
GUGAGAGAACAAAAGGUUUCCAUGAUGUCUAUGAGGAGGUCCAGACUUCAGGUGAAACCUAAUUUAGGUUCUCGUGGCGGUAAACCUCCUGGUAGCCGACCUUCAAAAGUAGAAGAUAAGCCUUGCCCCUCUGUUGCACCUCAAGACAAACCAACUGUCAGUGCUAAAGAUAAUGAGACAGCCCUGGAGAGUACUGGUCACAAGGUCAGAGGGAAUAGUGCUGAUAAUCCACCAGCAGGUUCAAUAGUAACUCAAAACACACAACCCAGCCCCUUAUCAAGAGUACAGCAAGUAGCUGUUCAAAGGGGAAAUACUCUUGAUGGAGAGAGGUGUGAGGCAGCAACUGUGCCAAAUGUAGCCAUAGUGACUAACUCAGGCAGUGAGAAUAUCAAAGACAGCAGCUCUAAAUGCACAUCUCAGCAGUCCAGAUGUGAGGAGGUAGAACUAACGAAGAUAAAAGAAAAACCACUGGACACAGGACAGAAAUCCUCUGGUCAGGUGAACAGUCUACAAAACAAAGUGCAAUCACCAUCUCCAGAAAAGACUGACAAAGAGAUCACCAAGCCAGCUGCAAGACUGCGCAGUCGGUUUGCCAACCGUGUUAAGCCUAACCUUUCAGAGGCCGGUAAAUCGAGGACCAGGAGGUCUGCCAAUAAAGCAUUGGACACUACACAAACUUCUAAUCAACUAAACGUCCAACCUGUAACACCUUUGCAUGGUUCUGACUUGACAGCUGAUCUGUCGGACACCCCCAGGGUGGCUCAGGAUGAAGUCUCUGAGUCCAGAACUGCUACAGAAAGGACCACAUCUCCACAGGUUCUUUGUGAUGCAGUAGACAGCUGUGGAGAGCGAGUAGGAGCUGAGGUUGUGAUAGCAGGGGAGGUGGCUGAGUAUGGAAACCAUGAAGUGUUCACACCCCCACUCCCACCCACUCACCCUGAAUGCCCUCCACCCAGCCACAACGCCCGCCUCUCCACCUCAGGGUCAGUAGCUGAGAGUGAACCCUCUAAAGAUGAAGAGGAGGUUAAGGAGUCCCCUCCACCAGCACCAAAACAUAAACGGAGACUGCCAAGAGUUCAAGCCCCUGUUGACAAACCACCUGAUAAAUUCAAAAUGCUCAUGAAGGAUUUGAUAUAUUGGAAUCCCAUUAAAAAUCCCAUGAAGGUCCGUGAGAAAAAGAAAGCCGUUGAAUCUGGGCAUGAUGUCUCUGAUGCACUUAAAGAUGGAGGUUCCCAAGAGGUGAUGGAGAAGGAUGAAGAGCUGCCUGUUCCACAGGUGAAGAUUGGGCCGGAUGGCUCUAUCAUACUGAAUGAAGAGAGUUUAGUGAUAGAGAAGCCAAGUGACCAGUCAGAGAUGUCAGACAUUGGAGUUGUGGACGAGACCGAUUCUUUGAUCACCUCUUCCAGUUUCAGAACCAGGCAUCUUAGCAAAAACUGGACAGAGAAAGAGACAGAAAGAUUUUACUAUGCCUUGAGUGUUGUGGGAACAGACUUCUCCAUGAUGAGCAAUCUGUUCAAGAGGAGGAACAGAUAUGAUCUCAAGAAAAAGUUCAAGCGAGAAGAAAAAUAUAACAGAUCUCAGGUAGACAAGGCUUUAAAAGAGAGAAAGAAGAUCGACAUGUCUGUGUUUGAGAAUGUAUCUGAUGAAGGUGAAGACAAAGCCCCAAGAAAGAAGGCGGCUGGAAAGGGAAAGGGGAGGGUUAAAAAGAGGACAAAGGGUCAAGGUGAUGAGGAAGAGAGCUCUGAGGGCAAGCCAAAGAAGGUGGGCAGAAAACGGAAAACUGCAAGGAGGAGGGCACAUGCUCAACACUUCGAGGAAAGUGAUGAUUCAGCAGAGAAGGAGACUGCAGAUCAGAACAGAGAACCUGGUGGUGCGGUGGUACUAGAAGGCCCGUGUGUGCCCGUAGACCUGGAGGAUGAUGAUGAGGACAAUGAGGAGUUCAGAACCAUCGCCAAGAAAGAUGCUGGUAGCUCCAGUGAUGAGGAGGAUACAUCCCGGGUUCUGGAGAAUAUGUGUCAGACCACACGGUCAGGACGCGUCCCUAAGAGAACCAGCUUUUAUACAGCAGAGGAGCAGGCAGUAGCGGCAGCUGCCAGAAAAAGGCAGAAGAAAGACCCCGGUGUCAUCACACAGGCGGACAAUAGAACAAGCGUCUCAGUGAAGUCUACGGGAAGCCAGACCCCUGAAGGGAGGAGAGCUGAUCCUGUACAGAUUCAGACUGUUCAUAACAUUCCUAGUGUUGGGGGGAGUCAGUUAGUGCUGGUCACCCAGAAGGGUGCGGACUCUGCGGGGCAGGGCACUGUCAUACAUGUGUACAUGCUGUCCCCCAGCUCACACAGGAGUCCAGAGUGGCCAGCCUCUCCACUCACUUCCCCAAGGACUAACCCCCAUGUGUACUCAGUGUCUCCCCGGGGAUCAGCGUCUGAUGGGGAGGUAUCCAGUAUGUUAGUGAUGCCCCAGCAGGAAUCAGGUGUUGUGGAUGAGGAGGCUCAGCCAAGUGCUGAGGAUGCACUGCCAAUUGUGUGUGCAGAGGAGACUGUGUCUACAUCAGAGACAGUGACCAGUCUGGAACAUGCUGUUAUAGAGGCCCUGAGAGAGUGAAACUCUACUGCCUAUGUUCUAACUACCUCAGAGAUUUGCUCCACAACUCUGUUACAACCAGGUCAAGUUUCUGGCCAUCUUAUGUUUUCCAGAUAAAAUCAUGGUUUGAAAUGAAAUCAUCAUGAAUACCAUGAAAUCAUGAGGAAGAUUUAAUUUAUUUGACAUAGUGCAUGUAUCAUUGCCUGAAGAGUACUUUUUGAAAGUUUUUACCUCAGCAAUAAAUAAUCAUUGCUCCUUAAUGCUGCUGCUUCUGUCUUAUAAUAUAAAUUGUGUAGUUAUUUUGUUUGAUG